Staurois parvus is the source of this 408-nucleotide messenger RNA. The record is from the annotation of a GenBank genome assembly. Lineage: Eukaryota; Metazoa; Chordata; Amphibia; Anura; Ranidae.
AAACACCAGAGGGUUCACACCGGAGAGAAGCCAUAUCAGUGUUCUGAAUGUGAUAAAACCUUUUACAUCGAAGGAUCAACUUAUCGAACACACCAGAGGAUUCACACUGGAGAGAAGCCAUAUCAGUGUUCUGAAUGUGAUAAAGCUUUUACAAUGAAGUCAAAUCUUAUCACACACCAGAGGAUUCACACUGGAGAGAAGCCAUAUCAGUGUUCUGAAUGUGUGACAAGAAGUCAAAUCUUAAAAAGCUUUUUAGAACACCAGAGGAUUCACACUGGAGAGAAGCCAUAUCAGUGUUCUGAAUGUGAUAAAGCUUUUACAGUGAAGUCAUCAAGUCUUAUCAGACACCAGAGGAUUCACACUGGAGAGAAGCCAUAUCAGUGUUCUGAAUGUGAUAAAAGCUUUUAA